Messenger RNA from Scheffersomyces coipomensis, 3027 nucleotides. RefSeq lists its product as uncharacterized. Gene Ontology annotation, cellular component: RISC complex; nucleus; cytosol. The record is from RefSeq and is a predicted model, not a curated record. Gene Ontology annotation, biological process: regulatory ncRNA-mediated gene silencing; mRNA catabolic process. Bases 163 to 2874 code for a protein of 903 amino acids. The transcript has a single exon. Gene Ontology annotation, molecular function: RNA binding; nuclease activity. Lineage: Eukaryota; Fungi; Ascomycota; Pichiomycetes; Serinales; Debaryomycetaceae.
UCCAGUUCCCAAAAAACUGUGGGCCUCCUCGUAAAAUGUGAGCGUCAGUCGAGACAGCGACAAAAGUGAAAAAUUCCCCCAACUUGACAGAUCAUUAACAAGCAAGAUCAAACAGUUUUCGACAUUAACUAGCUAGGUUUAAACUGAUAACUUUCCCUAACCAUGUCUUUCUUCGUAGCUAAGGUCAAGAACGUACUUAGUGGUGACACUUUGGUUUUGGUUCCUACCAAGACUGCUCAAUUCCCUGCUCCAGAAAGAACCCUUACUCUUUCAUACGUUAGAGCUGCUGAUACGUUUGAAGCUAAGGAAUUCCUUAGAGAUUUACUAAUUGGAAAGGAAAUCAAAUUCAAAGUCAAUUAUAAGAAUCCAACUACUAAUCGUGAAUUUGGUGAUGUUCAAGCUCCAAUUUUCAAAUCUUUAAUUCAAUAUUUAUUAGAAAAGGGUUUAGUUAAAUUAAAAGAUAAUUUUAAUGAAAAUGAAGGUGAUAUCUAUUAUGAUUUAAAAGAAGUUGAAAAUGGAGCUAAAUUGAAAAAUGUUGGUGUUUGGUCAACUGGUGAAUCAUCAUCAAUUGAAACCAUUGAUAAAUUAUCUGAAAAUGUGAUUCAAAAAUCUCAAAAAUAUCCAUUAAAAGUAAUUGUGGAAAGAGUUAUUAGUGGAGAUAGAAUCGUUGGUAGAGUCAUUGUUAAUCCAAAACAACAUUUCCAAAGUCCAAUUUUAUUAGCUGGUAUUAAAACUCCAAGAACUGAUGAUAUUAAUCAACCUGCUGCCACUACAAAAGUUGCCCAACAAGCUAAAGUAUUUGUUGAAGAAAAAUUAUUAACCACUAAAGCUGAAUUAACCAUUAGUAUCAUUGGUGAAAGUCAACAAGGUUUACCAAUUGCUAUCAUCCAUCAUCCUUCUGGUAAUGAUAUUAUUGAAAAAUCCCUUGAAUUAGGAUAUGGUGAAAUUGUUGAUUGGCAAUCAACUUUAGUUGGAGCUACCACUAUGGUUAAAUAUAGAAAAGCUGAACAAAUCGCUAAAGCUUUAGGUAAAGGAUUGUAUGCUAGUACCACUAGUUCUACUCCUAAAACCACUAUUGUUUCUCCUGUUAAAUCAUUAAAACCAGGUAUUACUGUUGAUAAUGUUUCUAUUGCUAAAAUUGUUAGUGCUGAUACUAUUGUUGUUAGAUUACAAAAUGAUGAUGAAAUAACUGUUCAAUUAGCUUCUAUUAGAUCUCCAAAACCAAAUGAUACCACCAUUGCUGGUGAUUCAUUAAAGAAACAAGCAUUAGUUUCUAGUGCUCGUGAAUUUGUAAGAUCAAAAGUUAUUGGUAAGAGUGGAUCACUUUAUAUUGAUGGAAUUAGACAAGAAAAUAAAGAAUUAGGAUUUGAUUCAAGAUUCUUAGUUAGUUUUAAAUUUGGUUCUACUGAUUUAAGUGAAUUAAUUGUUGAAAAUGGUUGGGCUACUGUUAUAAAACAUAAUAAAGCUACUAGUCAUGAAAGAUCUCAUAAUUGGGAUAAAUUAAUUGAAAUUGAAGAAAAUCAAAAGAAAUUAGCUAAGAAUGGAUUAUUUUCAACUAAUUUAGAUAAAGUUAUAACUGUUAGUAAUAGAAUCAUUGAUGCAUCGGAAAAUGCUACUAAAGCUAAAACUUUCUUUAAUGGUUUUAAACAAAAGGGAAGAAUUUCUGGUGGUUAUUAUAUUGAAUUUAUUCCAUCCAUUAAUAGAGUUAAAUUAUUCAAUCCAAAGGAAGGUACUAAAUUAACUUUAAUCUUAGGUGGAUUAACUAAUGAAAAAUCUCAAGUUUUAAAUGAUAAAGGAGUUAAAUAUUUAAAUAAAAGAUUCUUACAAAGAGGAGGAAUUGAAUUUGAAAUUUAUGAUCUUGAUAAAUUAGGUUCAUUCAUUGGUAAUUUAUAUAUCAAUACCAAUUCUUUAGUUCCAAUUCAAGUUUCAUUAUUAGAAUUAGGAUUAAUUAAGAUCCAUGAUUUAGCUGUGAAUAGUAAUCCAUUUAGUAAUGAUUUAAUUAAAGCUGAAGAAGAAGCCAAGAGUACUAAAAAGGGGAUUUGGUCAAAUUAUGAUGAAGCUAAGGAAUUAGCAUUGCUUGAGAAUCAAGUUAGUCAAGUUAAAAUUGAUAUUAAACCUCAAUUCUUUGAUAUUGAAGCGGUUGAUAUUGAUAAAGAAAGUGGAAUUAUUUCAUUCCAUUAUUUAGAUACUGCUACAGUUAAGAAAUUUUCCGAAUUUAAAACUUCAUUUAAUCAAUUCCAUACUCAAGCUCCUUCAGCAAGUCAAUCAUCAAUUGAUUUACCGUUUAAUUUAACUAGAGUACCAAAGAAGAAUGAUUUAGUAUCAGCCAAAUUCAGUGAAAAUGGGAAAUAUUAUCGUGCUAGAGUUCUUUCUCAUGAUAAAUCAAAUGGUAAAUUUGAAGUUAAACAUUUAGAUUUUGGUAAUAUUGAUAAAGUUUCAUUAAGUUCAUUAAGAAUCUUACCCCAAAAAUUCAAUUUAAUCAAUUAUCCCGUAUUCAGUCAUACUACUACUUUACAAAACAUAAGAUUACCACCAUCUAAACCAACUGAUUAUUUAACUGAUGCCAUCUAUGCUUUAGAAGAUUUAGUGUUUGAUAAGAAGUUAGUGAUUAGUGCCUUACCAGGAAAUGGCACUACCAGUGAAUAUGAAGGUAUCUUAUAUGAUGCCGAGCAAUCGUUAAAAGAUCCUGAUUACACUAUCAACAAGCAAUUAGUCCAAGAUGGUUGGGGUAUAGUUGAUACCAAGAAAGUCAAGGACUCUGUUAAAGAUUAUGUUACCUCUUUAGUAACUGUUCAAUCCAAAGCCAAAUCGCAACAUUUAGGAUGUUGGGAGUUUGGAGAUGUUUCAUUUGAUGAUGAAGACAAUGCAUUCUAAGUACACUAAAUAGUUAUCACAUACUCUCUCUUUGUACAUAUACAAACCUCCUUAUCAUAUAAUAUCAUAUCGUAUCGUAUCGUAACCCAUUCAUUGGCUUGGCUGUCAAUUUGUGUAAAGAGAGAUUUGAUUUUUUGUUCUUUUGAAUUCUAC